This is a messenger RNA of Pyricularia pennisetigena, 2595 nucleotides long. RefSeq lists its product as uncharacterized. The record is from RefSeq and is a predicted model, not a curated record. The transcript has a single exon. Lineage: Eukaryota; Fungi; Ascomycota; Sordariomycetes; Magnaporthales; Pyriculariaceae. The coding region runs from base 1 to 2595 and encodes 864 amino acids.
AUGCGCACAUCUCUUGCCAUCCGCACGUCGCGGAACCGGCCAGUUUCACCCUCACAUUCAUGCCCAGCAACCGCAUCAAAAUCAGCAUCCAGCGAAAAUGUAUCCUCUCCAGAUCUCGAGCCGGGUGUGCACGAUAUUGUGUUCCCCAAGGUGUUCGAGGAGGCAUGGGGUACCGGUAGUCUAGACAGCCGGACCGACCUGGAGCGGACUCGCAUAUUUUUGGUCCGUUUCGCCAACAUGAGCGGCGACCCGGCUUUGACGGCGUCGUUGCGGGCCAUCGCCGCCGAUCAGGCAUAUACGACGAUUGCAGACCUCGCAGAAGCAGUCCAACUGCGCUUCCUUGGCACUAGACACGAAUCCUUCAAAGCGACACCGUUGCUGCAGGCCGUCCGCUUCAUCCUCAUCAAGGGCAGCGUGGUACAGAUGGCUUCUGGCAACGUCCACGGCGCCGUGCAAGUGGUUUCCCCGGCCGAUCGGGCACAGGCACGUGCUCUACUCGAUUUCUUCUUCGACCCCGUGCUGGAGAGAAAUGUACAACCUACUCCGAUUGGCGGCUCACGAUACCACUACCCAGCUGCACGAUUAAAAGUCGCCAUCGUCGGUGGUGGGCCGACAGCUCUGGCGUCAGCCAUCUCCCUCGCCGAAAAGGGCCGCGGUCGGGUUGAGGUGCACCUAUGGGAGAGGAGGUGGGUCGAGACGACAACUCCCGACGGCAGGCCCUGGAUCGAUUACCCACCCACGGCCAAGCGGCGAGACCAGGUUGUUACGUUGCAAGAGUCUGUGACCCGGCUGCUCAGCCCGGGGUCAUUGCAAGCACUAUUUGAGGGGAAGCCCGAGGCCGUCUGGCCCGGUUCGGCCAACAUACAGAUCCGCAAGGUCGAAGACCGGUUCCUGCGGCGCUGCCAGUCUCAUGAGUUUGCUGGAUUGAUCCACCUGCAUGCUCGGGGCGUCACGCGAGAGGACCUGAACAGUGGGAGGCUGGGCGAUUUUCACGUUCUACUGGGAGCAGACGGUGCUGCUUCGUGGGUUCGCAAGACAUAUUUUCACGGCUACGAGCAUGAACGUGGCCGGAGUUAUGCACUGGGGCUGGCCUUCAACCGGCCAGCUGGUCUGCCAUGGUCGCAACCUCUUAAUGUGUUUUUGACACUGGGUCAGACCAGAUACCUGCUAAAUGCAUCGCAUUUCGACGGCAGGGGCUAUCUCAACAUGCAACUGACCGAAGAGGAAUGGCACAAGAUGUUGGCGGUCGAUGGUGAGCCCGUCACCUUUGGCCACCCGGGAUGUCUUCGCGCAAAGGAUGGCUCCAUCCCCGAAGGCUUUACAGAGGGCCAAGUUUUCGCCCCGUCCGAAGACAGAGAAUCUCCACUGUGGAAGUCGAUCGAGGAUGGUCUCAAGCUAUUCGGCUUCAAGGAGAGCGAGGUCAUCAACGUCGUCCGAAUCCCUAUCGUCGUGCAGGCCGUCAGAGAAGGCGUGCAGUACCUCCCUCCCGAAGAGACAAGGUCGAUCAACCGCCCGCACGCCCUGGUGGCGGUGGCUGGCGACGCCGCCAUGACGGUGCACUUCUGGCCCGGAAGAGGCCUGAACAGUGGCAUCAAAUCCGGCAUCGCCCUCGGCGACGAGAUUGUGCACGCCCUAAACAUUGGCAAGUUCAUCGGCCUCCCGCUGGACGCCAUGAGCCAGUACAACGACUUUAUCAUGAAGCUUCAGAACCGGGAGCACGACAAGCGGUCCAUCCCCAUCCUCAACCAGUCUGGUUCCCCAGAGAUGCUCGGCUGGCUGCUGGACAAGGCAAAUUCGGUCCCGGACGAAGUCGCCGUCGAGUGGUUGGUUGGCGCCAUGGCCCAGAUCGCCGAGCGUCUCGAGCAGAGGCCGGAUUGGGCGUUUCCCCCUGUUGCCAACGUGGAGCCGCAACUUCGUAUCGUCCUGCGAGGCCUCAACUCGCUGACCUUGCGCGAGAUGGCAGUCAGCUUCCCCUGGCCGACGAGAGAAAUGGGAGGUGCCGAGGUGCUUCCCGUACGGUCGAUGCAGCCCGAAGAGAAGCAGCGGUGGCUGGCGUCGCUCUGGAACAUGCUGCGGGACGAGAAGAAGAAGGAGAGGACCUCGCGCCCGGAUGGUGCCGAGCCCAAGGCAGCGCGCUUCGAGGCCCCUCGCCAAGCCGGCUCCCGCCCGCCGUCCACCCUGCUCUCGCGGCCAAACUCGCACAUACCCACGCCGCCCAUGUCUCCUCCUCUUAAUGUGCCCGACCGGGGCGGCGGGCUGGGUGGGAUUGGGACCCUCCGCCGCAGCAAUGCCAGAAGGAGCGUGCAGCUGACCGACUCGCCGGUCGGUCAGUCGCCGCCGGGCGACGAGAUCACCAUGGACGAUGCCGAGUCGUGGUAUAGACAGUCGAGGCUUCUGCAGACGCCUGCCCGUGAAAGCUUCCUAGGACUGCCGGAUGAUUGCGUGAGCACUAGGUCACGGACGCCUUCGCCGGGACCUCCACCGGCUGGCGACGUUGGGCUGGGCAGGAUGUUGACUGUUCAUCGGCGACCAAAGGGGGACAUGUUGACGGAUGCGUUGUCGCUGGCGCUGUUCCGAGUAAGCUCUGCAGAUUAA